Molecule: messenger RNA, 234 nt
Organism: Brugia pahangi
Lineage: Eukaryota; Metazoa; Nematoda; Chromadorea; Rhabditida; Onchocercidae
Source: the annotation of a GenBank genome assembly
AUGUCCGUUUCUGUUCGUGAUCUUCAAGUGUUCAACAAUGACUGCGAAUUUAAAUGCUUCGACAAAGAUGGCCGUAAAAAAGAGCUGAAAUACCAACUAUACAGGCAUCGCAUGAAUUAUCAGUUGUUGGGCAUCCUGCGAUCAACUUACGAAGAGCACAUGCCCAGGCGUAACACACGUCGAAUAUUGCCACAUAUGAUACACAAACCAAAAAAUGUUAUCCAACUUGGGUAG